AUGAGACUCAUCCAAGCUAUCCCUGCAGCAUUGCUGCUCAAGCGUGCCAUGGCCCAAACACCCGGCCCUGGUCCGGCGUUGGUCACUCCCGUUCCCGACCCUGCUCUCAGGAACCAGAGCAACAACGCAGACCCUCCCGAGCCGGAUCCGAACGGAAUCAUCUCUUUAAUUACGGAUGACUAUCUUGUUUAUUGCCCGGAGCCUACCGAGAUCGUUCACAAGAACGUCACUUACACAGCAGAGACGGCUCCUACCUACGUAACCAUCACGAACUGCCCCUGUGAAGUUACCUAUAGCCAUCCUCAGCCCACCUAUCCCCCCAUCAUCAAGAGUUCGGUCCAGGGAAGCGAGACUCAGAUAGUCACCCAGUAUCCUCCCCCUGAGAAGCCCGUCUACCCUGCUCCCGGAAAGCCUGCGCAGCCUCCGCCUCCUCCAGCCCCUGGGAAGUCAGCUCCUCCAGUCCUGCCCGUGGUGCCGCCGCCUCCGCCUGGAAAGCCAACUCCAGUUCCAGUUCCUCCUCCUGGCAAGCCCGCUCCCCCGCCGGCUCCGGGCCAGACGGUCCCUCCAGUCGCCCCGCCGGCUCCUCCUCCCGCCGAACAACCUGCUUCUCCCGCUCCCGUUCCUCCGCCCGGACCUACAACUCAGCCUCCAGCCCCACCUGUUCGGGCCGCGGGUAGCAAGGUUGCAAGCAAGGCCUUGGGUGCUUUCGUCGUGGCUGGUGUUGCCGCCUUGGCCAUCUAA
Messenger RNA from Fusarium falciforme, 741 nucleotides. RefSeq lists its product as hypothetical. NCBI's taxonomy places the organism in Eukaryota, Fungi, Ascomycota, Sordariomycetes, Hypocreales, Nectriaceae. The transcript is spliced from 3 exons. The record is from RefSeq and is a predicted model, not a curated record. Bases 1 to 741 code for a protein of 246 amino acids.